Apus apus (common swift) is the source of this 654-nucleotide messenger RNA. It is a transcript of the gene TMEM61, whose product is annotated as transmembrane protein 61. NCBI's taxonomy places the organism in Eukaryota, Metazoa, Chordata, Aves, Apodiformes, Apodidae. Bases 22 to 654 code for a protein of 210 amino acids. The transcript has 2 exons. The record is from RefSeq and is a predicted model, not a curated record.
CCUAAAACCUCCUUCUGAAGGAUGGCAGCCUCCUCCUUCCGCUACGGCAUGACCAUCACUGGGGCUGUGCUGCUAGUGACAGGGACUCUGUGCUUUGCCUGGUGGAGUGACGGGGAGGUGGGCACCUCGGCCAGCAGUGGGGCUCACCUCCUGCCUCCCCGGGAAGCCGAGGCUGUUCCCAGCUCCUCCAACGCCCUGCUCCGCUCCGUCAGCUUCUUCUGCUGCGGCAUCGGUGGCAUCCUCCUCCUCUUUGGGCUCCUCUGGUCCGUGAAAGCCAACGCCAGGGUGGUCUCCCGCCGCUACCAGUACCAUUUCCCCAGGGACCUGCAGUACUUCACUGCGGAGCCUCUGGAGAAGUGGAACUGCAGCACCUGGGACUCCAGUACCAUCCCCACCUAUGAAGAAGCCCUGACCUGCAGACCUGCCCACGGUGCCCCAGCCUACGCCCAGCCUGUGGGGAGGAAGGAGGAGCUCACGCCACCCCUGUACCACUAUCUGGAGGAGGAUGAGAGCUGGCAGGUCAGCCGCCGGCGCAGCUCCUCCGACAGCGCCUUGUUCCGCCCCAGCCCAUCCUGGCUGGAGACCCAGCAGCCCAGGGAGCCACAGGCAACACCUCCCCCCAGCUAUGAAAACAUCAGUGUUCGGGGUGUCUGA